This is a messenger RNA of Thelazia callipaeda (thelaziosis nematode), 1947 nucleotides long. The record is from the annotation of a GenBank genome assembly. Lineage: Eukaryota; Metazoa; Nematoda; Chromadorea; Rhabditida; Thelaziidae.
AUGAAAGAGAGGGAGAGAGAGAAAAAUGAAAGUUUUGGGUGGGAAAGAAGAAAAUCCCUAAAUUUCUAUGUUUCUACGUUCAUUGCUGAGACAAUACGCAAAGUUGCAGGUUUUGAACAAGUAAGUACGCGUUAUUCAUCAAGAAAUUCCGAAUGUCAAUCUAUUGUCGAUAUUAUAUCAACUGCUUUCACGGCAGGUAUCUUGCUGCUUUAUUUUACAGAACACGAUUGCAAUACAACUGCACAAGAUUGGUCACCCAGUGAAAAAUGUCCAUUUUGCGAUGGUUUACGUGUAUCCACGUUUGAUUCUCUUGAAGAAGAUUCGAUAAGAAUGGAAACGGAAAAUGAAAGUACAGUAAACGGUAUUGACCAUGACUGCUCUAGUCAAGCAAGGAUUGAACAAGAUAGAACGAAUGGUUUCGUGGAAAAUACGACACAUUUAGAAUCAUCAAGUGUACCACAAUCCUGUUUACCUUACAUACAUCCAUUUCCCAAUUUAUACACACCAACUGUUUUUCCGAUCGUGACGCCAUUUGUGCCUAUUCCUGAAAUAGCUAACCAGUUAUAUUGCCAAAGUCUUCUACAUUGGAGUGCAUCUGGCUUGUUAUUGCAACAAAUUAAUUCACAACACUUAGCAGAAAAUUUGCGCAGUCCAGUCAAUGAACAAUAUCAUCAGGCUUUAAAAGCAAAUAGUCUAAAACACGGUAAGGAAAACAGUGAAUCGGAAACAAAUCACUUUUUACGGCCUUUGGUAUCAGAUACAUCAAAUGAAGGCAAACGAGUUGCUCAUGUUACUAGUAAGAAUGAUCUUUCUAAUAUAUACUUAGGAAUAGAAAAAUCAUCAUCAUUUAUGAACUGCGAGUCCUUAUCCGAACGGUUAACCUUUAAGGAAGAAAACAGCGAUAACGGUACAAUGCAAGAUGAUCAACCCUUGGACCUAAGUUCACGUUGUGCGCUUCAAGUGGCAAACCAAUGUGUUAUGUCAUCAUCCAUUCAAAAUUAUCAGGAUGAUAAACGAUCACUUCCAGCAAUUACCAAUAAUUCAUCGAAUACUUUAUCGAUAGACGAAGAAACUGAUUCGAUGGCGGAUAAUGCAAGAAAUGCUGUUGAAGUCACUAUGAUAAAUUCAACAAUCAGCAAAAGAAGCUAUAGUCAAGCUGAUUUAGAUGCUGCAGUUCGAGACAUCCGAUACGGGCGUCUUGGAACGCGACGAGCUAGUGUUGUUUACGGUAUUCCAAGAUCAACGCUACGUAAUAAAAUUUACAAACUUGAAGCAGCUGAAGAUCAGCAUGCAGACGGCACAUGUAGAAAGAAGAAACGUGUUAAUAGUAUCAGUCCUGGAAUAACCUUAACGCCAAACAACUUACGGAUUUUUCCUAUAACCGCUGUUUCACCUUCAAAUAAUAUUAAUGAUGAUCCUACGGAAAUUACUAUACCAUCAAGAAAAGAGCUUAUAUUGAUGGAUAAUACAUCAAUGUCAAAUUUUGUCCAUGAAAUUGGUUCAAGUAAUCGACCUCACUAUACCAAGCAAGAACCAAUCAUCGUGAACGACCAACAAACAAUGGAGAACAAAAAAUCGCUGUGGUCACCGUUUGCGAUUCAGUCAAUUUCUGAUCCAAAAAGUAUUCAACAUGAGGAUAAAAAAGUUAUUGGUAGUCCAGUCCAUAGUACGGGAAGCCAAUCUGACUGGAAAAGAUCACGUCCCAAGCGUGGCCAAUAUAGAAAAUACAAAAAAGAUGCGUUAGAUGAAGCAGUCCGAUCUGUACGUCGUGGUGAGAUGUCUGUUCAUCGCGCUGGUAGUUUUUACGGGGUACCUCAUUCAACAUUGGAGUACAAAGUUAAAGAAAGAAAUUUGAUGCGAACGAAACAUAAAAAAGCUACUGCAGGAAAUGCCUUUGAAGCUAAAAAUUCUGGUAAAGGCAUGCAGUAUUUUCAUUUGAUUAUCUAA